GCUUUGAUCAUCUUUCUUUCCCCAUUUCUUGUUGAUCGUCGUUCUUUCCCCUCAUCUUUCGUUUCCCCUAAGUCCUAUACAAGUGAGAUUCCUUGCAAAGCUACUCGUGAUUGCCCAUAUGAGUUAUACUAUGAAACAAAGGCAUUGGAUAAGGGGAUAAAAAUAGAAAGGAUAAUGUUAACCAGUGGAAGGCAUUGGUUAAGAAGUCAAAUGUGUUUGUGUCUACACAUUGAUGCCUGUAGCCGUUUCCGUCAUCGACUCCAAAUCUCGAGUUAGAGAGACGACGAUGACGACGAGGGUCGGAGAGAGAGAUAACAAGACAUGAGAGAGAAAGAAGACACAUCGACUUGGUGGGCGGUGACUGCCGGCGGCGGAGGUGGGUUCAACAAUGGGUGAGAGACCUUCCGGCGGCGGAGGUGGUUCAAUGAUGGAUGACAAAUCUGAAAAGAGGAAGGCGGCGACAAAGUUAUGUGGUGUGCUAGUGUGUUUAGUUGAUGUUUAAAUCUGAACCCUUAUUUUUAAUCUAAUGGUUGAUAAUUGUUCCUACCAUUCUCACAUAUAAAAGUCAUUCUCACAUGAUAUGCCCUAUAUAUAUAUAUAUCAACUACAUGGAGGGAAUCAACUGCAUGGAAGGGUGAAAAUAAGGGUAUCAACUAUCAAGACUAGCAGCUAAAUAUAUAUUAUUAUUAUUAUAAAUAAGCACCAUAUAUGACCUAGCUAGUGUUUUUUUUAGGGGAUGUCCUAGUUGUUGUUUAUUGGUUCACAAUAAUAUUAUUUCUUUAUCUCCUUUUAGGUAUUGACCAAACUAAUCCAAAUGCUUUCCCCCUUUUAUAUUUGAGAUCAAUUGCUUAAGGUCAAUGUUUAAGAUACAGUGGGCCAACCUUUAACAUUCGCAUGGUAUACGUAAAAUUGGUUAGUCAUGUAGUGGAUGUCAUUUUCAAUCCCCUACAUUUAUUACUCUCUCUUAUCUCUCCAUAAAAGAAACAAGCAAAAAAGAGAAAGCAAAGGUUAAAAUGAAAAGGAAAAGAGAAAGAGAAAGUUCACAAACAAACAAAGAAAAUCUCCCAAAUUAAUUAUUAAUAUUAUUAAAUCAAACCAUCAUAUAAGUGCUUGAUUUCACUCAUCAAGGUAAAGAAUAUGGCUAUGAUGGAGUGUGAUGUAGAGGACAAUAAUUUCAUUGAGUGGCUCAAACCAUCUAAUUCCUCUAAAUCAUAUCUAACUUCAUCAUCAUCAUCAUCUUCUUCUACCACUCAAAAUGAAACUAUUCAAUUCUUUCCUAUUUUGAGUGCAAAUUUUUCAAAAGAUGAAGAACGUGAAGUGCCACAAAUUGAGGGUUUUGAGUUCAAAGAAGAAAAAGAGAUUGUGGCUUUGCAUAUUGGAUUACCUCAUGACACUAAAAAAUAUCUUGAUGAUGAGAAGAAGUUUUUCCAUUUUAAAGAAGAAGAAGAAGAAGAAAAGGCUUCUAAAAAAACCUUCCAAAGGUUUUGGAUACCAACUCCUGCACAGAUCCUUGUUGGACCUAUGCAAUUUGCUUGCUCCAUAUGCAACAAAACCUUCAAUAGGUAUAACAACAUGCAGAUGCAUAUGUGGGGGCAUGGAUCUGAAUUUAGGAAAGGGCCAGACUCACUAAGAGGCACACAACCAGCUGCAAUGCUAAGGCUACCAUGCUACUGUUGUGUUCAAGGUUGCAAGAACAACAUCAAUCAUCCAAGAGCUAAGCCUUUGAAAGACUUUAGAACUCUCCAAACUCACUACAAAAGAAAACAUGGGACAAAACCAUUUAUGUGUAGAAAAUGUGGGAAAACAUUUGCUGUCAAAGGUGAUUGGAGGACUCAUGAAAAGAAUUGUGGCAAGUUAUGGUAUUGCACUUGUGGUUCAGAUUUUAAACACAAAAGAUCUCUCAAAGAUCAUAUUAGGUCUUUCGGAAAAGGUCAUCGUCGUCUUUCCUCGAUUGAUGAUCGAGUUUUCGAGGAGGAGAAGGAAUGUGUUACUGGGUCUGAAGAAGAUGAAUUUGCUCCUACAUGAUCUAAGUAUCUAGCAUUUCUAAAUUUGAAUUGUCUUUGUUAUAUUGAAACCGUUAGAAAAAGUUGAAAAAGCAACAAAAAUUUAGAGAUGAAAAUUAGAAAAUUUGUCUCUAAUUUUUGUUGCUAUUUUAACUUUUUUCUAGUAUAAUAAGUAAAAUGUAGCCGAGUUUAAUUACUGUUCAAUGUUCACUACUCUUGUGCUCAGCAGCAAAACAUUGUCAAUAAUAUUGCUGAGGUAUGAACAUGGAAAUGUUUUGCUGCCGAGCACUUAGGGUAGUGAUGAGCUAUCAUAUCUAUAGAGGUUUGAUUUGUAGUUAAUUUUAAUAAAUACGGUUACCUAAAGUGGUGAAGUAGAUGAAUUUUCUUCUCAUAGUAAUAGAGGGUAGGUGUUAUGUCAUGUUCAAUUUUUGGUAUCCCUCUUCAAUGGAGAAAAUUUAUCGGCUUCAUUACCAAAAGGAUUUCCGUAUGUAAGUGCUGUUAACAUCUUUGUGAACUUUGAUAAAUUUUCUGGUAUGGAAAUCAUUGUCGGCUAGAUUAUUA
Messenger RNA from Medicago truncatula (barrel medic), 2564 nucleotides. RefSeq names its product zinc finger protein WIP3. Gene Ontology annotation, molecular function: DNA-binding transcription factor activity. The transcript is spliced from 5 exons. Gene Ontology annotation, cellular component: nucleus. The record is from RefSeq and is a predicted model, not a curated record. Bases 1138 to 2025 code for a protein of 295 amino acids. NCBI's taxonomy places the organism in Eukaryota, Viridiplantae, Streptophyta, Magnoliopsida, Fabales, Fabaceae. Gene Ontology annotation, biological process: regulation of gene expression; anatomical structure development.